Rhipicephalus sanguineus (brown dog tick) is the source of this 922-nucleotide messenger RNA. RefSeq lists its product as uncharacterized. The record is from RefSeq and is a predicted model, not a curated record. The transcript has 5 exons. Lineage: Eukaryota; Metazoa; Arthropoda; Arachnida; Ixodida; Ixodidae. The coding region runs from base 215 to 850 and encodes 211 amino acids.
GCGCCCAGCGUGUCGGAGUGAUAAUGUUGUGUCAAGGUCUGAGUUACGACCUUUGACACUGUGCUUAAUUGGACUGUCGUCCUUGAAGGAACACUAUACAAUAAAAAUGAUGGAGUAGAAUGGAAAAGUGUGAGCUGUCCCAGCCUUUAAAUAUCGCUCGGCUCGAAGACGAACCAAGUUCUUUCUGCGUUCGAGCAUCGGAGUGAAAAGCGCAAUGGUGACACAUGCAGGAUUGGUAUUCGUGGCAUUCGCCAUCCUGAGGUUCUCGGCAGCUGAAGAAAGCUGCAGUGUUCCCACUGAGCUUCUCGAGAGAGCCACCAGGAGGCUCAUCACUGCCCUUCCCGAAACAUUUCCCUUCCCCGGUGAUGAAGAAGCACCGGUUGUGCCAGGUUUAUUUGCUGGUCCGAGUUCUUUGCUGGGCUUGAACCAUCUGCGUGUUUUAAAGCCGUACCGAGUGUACUGCGAAGAGAGCAACUAUGGAGAAGCAAAGAAGAUGGUCAGUGUCGACUUCACCACUAACCAAAACAAAGGACUAGCUCUGAACUUUCCCUGGCGUUACUGCGGUGGAAAAUCUGGAACUGUCAAACUUGACCUCCGUAAGAUAAGGUUUACCGUCAUUUUUGAAGUGGUCAACAAAGCCGACGAGGAGGAGGUGACCUUGCGUGCCGUGGAAUUGCAUCCUGUCUGGAUGGAAGAUAUUGUUCCAUACGUUGAAGGACUCGGUAGCUUUGGUGCCCAAGCUGGCGUGGCCUUUUCCAAGAUUUUCCCACAGGUUCUGCGCGACCUCUGGGUCAACAUCCUACCCACAUUCGUAGCAAGAAUCAUGCAGGACACCAGUCGCCACAUGUAAACAGAGGCUACAAAUCCGCAUCCUGCAUCGUCUUAUUGCGAGCUGAAAUAAAGAUUAUAUUUUCAUAAACUA